This is a messenger RNA of Vitis vinifera (wine grape), 1361 nucleotides long. RefSeq lists its product as uncharacterized. The transcript has 4 exons. The record is from RefSeq and is a predicted model, not a curated record. Bases 216 to 1208 code for a protein of 330 amino acids. NCBI's taxonomy places the organism in Eukaryota, Viridiplantae, Streptophyta, Magnoliopsida, Vitales, Vitaceae. Gene Ontology annotation, molecular function: protein binding.
CCACCAGUCAGCGUUUCAACGCUAUCUACUCCUUACCCAAUACUCAACUAAAUAAAGUUGACUUGGAAGACUCUAUCAUUGCACCUCUUAUGCUUCAAUGGUUCCUGGCCCAUUUCCUGUAUCUUUUGCAGACAGUGGGAAAAAGGGCUGCUGUUGUCUCUCCUUGGAUGAGAGUAUCUUCUCUGCCUCGAUAUAGUUGAAUAUAAUCUUCUAUCAUGGAUAACAAAUCCAUCUGCGAGGCUUCUUCUUCUUCACUACGUCUUAGAAAUGACAACAGCGCAAACAGUCCUAAAAACAGUAACAUGGACAUUGCUGAGCAUGAUGAGGAGUUCACUGUAAUGGCUUCCUCUUCAUUACCACUCUCGGUAAGCGAUGCCAGCCCAAACAAUAUCCACUUCAUCAAUAUGGCGCAGGAUACUGAUGAAUAUGCCCCAGUCUCUUCCACUUCAUCAUUGAAAAGAACUACUACCAUCGACACGGCACACCUUACCAAUGAAUAUGUUUCAGUGGUUUCAUCUUCAUCUUUGCGAAGGACUAGCAGCUCCGAAUUCUAUUACUUGGAACUGUACAAAGCUGUGCUCAAUGGUGACUGGGAAAGUGCUUCAAAAUUAUUGAAGGAUGAUCCACGAUCAUUCUCCGCCCCGAUCGGAACAGAUGAUUCCCGAAUGCUUCACAUAGCAGUUGAGUUAGGAGAGGCCAGAAUGGGUUUCGUGGAGAAGUUGGUUAAGUUUAUGCCAAGUGAGGCACUGGCUCUGCAGGAUUCUGAUGGCGCCACUGCCCUUUUCAACGCUGCAAGGGCUGGCAAUAUAAAAGCAGUCAAGUUGUUAGUGAACAAAAACCCAAGCUUGCCCAAUAUCUGCCAACGCGACAAUUUUGCACCUCUUCACAGCGCUAUUAGGUAUGGUCAUAAAGAGCUGACUUUAUAUUUAUUAAGCGUCACCAGAGAUGAUAAACAUCCAUAUCCUUUCUCAAAUUUGCCUGGAAUCGAACUUCUGCGCAGAGCACUAAUGGUGGGGUUUCAUGAUGUAGCACUGUAUCUGGUUAAACGUUAUCCUGACCUUGCCACAUGCCAUUUCGAUUCCGCCCGCCACGAUGCUAAUGAUUCUGAUGAGGAUUUUGCCCCUUUGACAGUAUUGGCUAAAAGGCCUUGGGCUUUCCCAAGUGGAAGUCGCUUCAACUUAUGGCAACUCAUAAUAUAUCAUUGUUAGUUUCUUUACUCGCUUGCCCCUUUUAAAUUGCUUUGUGUUUGUCACUGCAUCUCCCUUGCUUUUGUUUAUAAGUCAAGGUAUUUUCUUUUAUGUUAAUCCUGUUUAGCUCUGUCCUAUAAAUAAAAAAGAAAAAAAACUUGAAAGGAAUAAUUA